Formica exsecta is the source of this 2194-nucleotide messenger RNA. It is a transcript of the gene ktub, whose product is annotated as protein king tubby. NCBI's taxonomy places the organism in Eukaryota, Metazoa, Arthropoda, Insecta, Hymenoptera, Formicidae. The record is from RefSeq and is a predicted model, not a curated record. The transcript is spliced from 8 exons. Gene Ontology annotation, biological process: protein localization to cilium. Gene Ontology annotation, cellular component: cilium. Bases 256 to 1503 code for a protein of 415 amino acids.
GAACGUCAAACAGAAUGCACUCUAAUUCGACUUUAGGUAUAUGGUAUUUUCACGGCGCGACGAAAAUGUCAUUUAAUCUUCACCUUUGUGAAUUCACCAUGAAGGCUAUGAUGCGCCGUCCAGUUUGGAGUGAACGGUUGCCUAGGUACCGUAAAUGAACGAGUGUGCUUGACGUAAACAAAACUGAUUUGUCAGCGGCUGAGACUGUGUAUCUUCAACUUUGGAUUUGUUAUCCGACGACCAAUUUCACGUGAGAUGACAUCGCUCGAUUUACGACAGCAGAAGCUGGAACAGCAGAGACAAUUAAUUGCACAAAAGAUGAAACAGAAAAGGCAAACUGGUGCUAGUGGAAUGGUGCAGGCAUCUAAUGUAUCCAGUGCACAACUUAGAAGUCAUUCAAAUAGAUGGAUGAAUCCAAACAAGGAACUUCAUGCAUACGAUGGUCCAUUACAAUAUACUAUGUCUCAAGCGAAUGCAGAUGUAGGACCAUAUGCAGAGAGAAAAACUAGUGAAGGGACAAUUAAUGCAGUGGUCAACGAAAGAAGUCUAUACGAAAGUUUUCAAAAUGUUGAUUGUGCCGACGAGGAAUCAUCACCCAUAGAUCUGCAUUCACCUUCAGAGUCUCUAUCACGUUCCUCGCCACUUCGAGUGGCACCAUCGGAAGGAACUAAUACUCUUAUUAAUAGAGAUAAUAAUUCUUCUAGUCCAGAAUUGGAAGGAAAUGUUGAAGGUAACAUUGAACAAUUCGUGUUACAACCGGCGAAUAAGAAAAUGUAUUACAAAUGUCGAAUAACUCGCGAUCGGAAAGGAAUGGAUCGUGGUCUUUAUCCGACCUACUUUUUACAUCUAGAACGUGAUUAUGGAAAGAAGAUCUUUUUAUUGGCUGGUCGAAAAAGGAAAAAAAGCACAACGAGCAAUUACUUAAUCUCAACCGAUCCUACGGAUCUUUCGAGAGGAGGAGAGUCUUAUGUAGGUAAACUUCGAUCAAAUCUUUUGGGAACGCAAUUCACAAUUUAUGACAACGGAUACUCGCUAAUGAAAGAUGACAAACGCGAUGAGCGUUUCAAUCCGCGGCAAGAAUUAGCCGCGGUAGUGUACGAUACGAACGUUCUAGGUUUUAAAGGGCCACGUAAAAUGACAGUCAUCAUACCAGGUAUGACGCCCGAUCAAAAGCGAGUGGAGAUAUGCCCGCGGGACGAAUCAGAAACUUUGCUUGAACGUUGGAAAUCGAAACAUAUGGACAAUUUAAUAGAAUUACAUAAUAAGACACCUGUAUGGAACGACGAGUCACAAUCCUAUGUGCUUAACUUCCAUGGGCGAGUAACUCAGGCAUCCGUAAAAAAUUUUCAAGUGGUUCACGAUAGUGACGUGGAAUAUGUUGUGAUGCAAUUUGGACGUGUUGCAGAGGAUGUUUUUACAAUGGAUUAUAGAUUUCCUCUUUGUACAGUCCAGGCAUUUGCCAUCGCUCUGAGUAGUUUCGACAGUAAAUUAGCGUGCGAAUAAAAGAGCGCGGUCAUGUCAUCGAUCAAAUGUAAACAAUCAGUUAAGUAUAUAUACUUGCCUGCACGAGUUACUAUAGCAUUCUAAAUCGUUAGCUUUUUAAUGGACAAUCAGUAGAUUACCAGUAAGUACCAAUCUAUAGUAUCGAAUGGUACCAGAAUAUGAUAUCGAACCGUUUUAUAAAAACUCGAUUAUAUGAUUAAAUGUGAAAUACGAAUCACUGUAAAUGUGUGUUCACUUUUCGUAUUUCGUGUAGCAAACCUAUUUCUACAGAAAAUGUAUAAUGUGAGAUGAUUGCUACAUUGUUCGUGAUAUAAAAAUGUUGAAUUUUUCAUAAAUAAUUCGAUAAUGCUGACAUUACAUUUCAAGUGUUGCACAUUGCAUUGUGAUCAUCAUUUUCAUUUUCUCUUUCAAAUUAAUUACCGACAUAAAAUUAUUGCUGUUUGUAAAAAUCCAUGUGAAUCUCUUGGCCAGUGAUUUAGAAACUUAACACAGUACAUCUUUAUAUUAAAUAUUUGACAUAUUCUUAUGAAUAGCGAUUUAUGCACAGGGUGUUUGUAAAUGAUAAGCCAUAAAUAUAUGAUUUUACAGUGCCUUGGCAUGAUAUUCAUUGUGCAUUUAAAGGAUUAUAUCAUAUUAUCGAUUGUGUGUGUGUGUGAUAAAAAAAAGAUUGUGAAAUGGCAAAAUUAUUUAC